Molecule: messenger RNA, 5442 nt
Organism: Hippocampus zosterae (dwarf seahorse)
Lineage: Eukaryota; Metazoa; Chordata; Actinopteri; Syngnathiformes; Syngnathidae
Product: trichohyalin-like
Exons: 12
Coding region: 265-4650 (1461 amino acids)
Source: RefSeq, a predicted model, not a curated record
GCUGAGGAGGCGUGUGGAGGAGGGCCGGGAGUGUUUUCAGAGGCGUCCACACAUUGUGACGCCUCCUUCGUGGGAAUGAGGAAAAAACAGCGAGAAGCAGGCGAGACGGUGGAGGAUAACGCAAAGUUAUUUAUAUUUUCCGUUCUUAACUUCCUCCCACUUCCUUCCUUCUUCCCGAUCUGUAUGACUGCGUGAAGUCCAAAAGUGGCGUCUUUGUGGGCUUCUGAAGGCGCUGCAUCACUCGACGAAAGCAGAAACCCAACGAUGCAGAGCACAGUUGACUCACCGCAGGUGAUAGAUGUCACAAAAUCCAAGCCAUCGCUCCCCCCCAAGCCUCGACUUUCUGCCAAGCCUUUCUCUACACAGAAAAACACCAUUCGCUCUAUAAAUGCUCCGCGGGCUGUUAAUGUGUCCUCCAAAGACAAGGCUGAAAAACCCGUGGGUAAAACUCCCCCUAAACCCUUGACCAAACAGUCCACAAAACCACCUCAACAAAAGUCCACGACCGUCAAUACAAAGGAUCCCAAAAAACAAAUCAAAGCUGAAACCAAACCUGUUGCAGUCCAGAAAGAAGUUGCCAAAACGAACCACAAGGCAGAGACUCAGGUGAUAACUAACACAAAAUCCAAUGAUGUUGAAAAGAGUGAAGACAAAUCUCCGGCGACCACGAUCCAAAAGCCUGACGAAUCGCCGGACAAUGACUCAUCAAAAACCAAUGAAACAUUUCAGUGGGGCGGAACCAGGAAGCGCUUGUCCAUGGAGCUAACCUCCAAGUUUAACUCUGGUGGUGCGCCUCGACCCGUUGACCGCAGCAGAUCUCUAUCUCUCAACAAAGGAAAAGAAAAUGCAGACCAGCCUAAACCGAACAUGCCAGAGUCAUCCGCCCCAGAAAGUGAUGAGGGCAAAGUGGUGGAAGAAAGCAGCGGAGGUGGCAGCAUCAAACGCCGGAUCAGUCUUCUAUUUGACUCUGCGUCAAAGCCGGAGGUUUCUGUGAAGAGAGUGCAGCCCGAGUUUGUCAAUGAAACGGCUGGUGUCAAGGAGCGAAUCAAAAACUGGACUCAGGAGACCAGCUCAGUGCCAUCAACCGUGCCAACAAUAGAGAAGACUCAGAAAUUGCCAGCUGUUUCCGAAGCGGAGACCACGUCGUUGCCCGACACGACUGAAAAACCUCAGACAGAACAACUGCACACAUCAGAGGAGUCGGAGCAUAAGUCAUUAGCAGAAGACGACGAUGCCGACGAUGCCUCCUCUCCUGAAAUGGAUAGAAGCCGAGAUGCUGCCAAACGUCGUUCUGCUCAAAUCGCUGCGGUUGAGAGUGACGACGGAGAAGCCCCUCUUACCACCGGAUCGAAAGCGGAAAGCAAAUCAAAGGAACAAGCAGCUCUUAAUAGCAAGGACGAGGACAUCAGUGAGGUGGAAGAAAUAAAACAAUUGGAAUCGGAGAAAAGGCGAAAAGCUGAGGAAAGAAAAAAGCAAAGCUGGAUUUUACAGGAGGAGAAGAAUCAAAAAGAAGAGGAGGAGGAGAACAAGAGGAAGAAAGAAGAAGCCAAUCAUAGAGAAAAGGAGAGCAGGGUGGAGGCCGAAAAAGAAAAACUAAGGCUGAAGAAAAAAGAUGAGAGGCAAAGAAGGGAGGAUUCGGAGAAAGAGAGACUGAAGAAAGAAGAGAUCAAAAGAGAGGAAGAGAAAGAAAGAUUGAGGCAAGAAGAGAAGCAGAGAAGGGAUGAAUUGUUGAGAGAAGACGAGGAGAGAAAGCGGGAGGAGGAGGAGAAAGAAAGGUUGAGGCUGAAAAGGGAGGAGGAGAAGCAGAGAAGAGAGGCCCUGGAGAGAGAAAGGAGGGCGGAGGAGUUGGAAAGGACGAAAGUGAAGAAGCUGGAAGAGGAGAAGCGGAGAAGGGAGGAACUGGAGAAAGAGAGCCUGGGAGAAGAGGAGAGAAGAAGGGAAGAGAAAGAAAGAUUGAGGCUAAAGAAGGAAGAAGCGGAGAGACGGGAAAGAGAGGAAGAAGAGAAAGAAAAGCUAAGAGAAGAGGAGCGAAGAAGGGAGGAGAGAGACAGAAUGAGGCUGAAGAGGGAAGAAGAGGAGCGGCAAAGAAAGGAGGAAUUGGAGCAGGAAAAAAUAAGGGAAGAGGAGAAAGCGAGACUGAGGAUGAAGAAGGAAGAAGAGGAGAGGCAAAGAAGGGAGGAAUUGCAGAGGGAAAGAUUGAUGGAAGAGGAGAGAAGAAGGCAAGAGAUAGAAAGAUUGAGGCAGAAGAGAGAAGAAGAGGAGAGGCGGAGAAGGGAGGAACUGGAGAGGGAAAAGCUCCAGGAAGAGGAGAGAAGGAGAGUGGAAAUUGAAAGAAUGAGAGUGAAAAAGUUGGAAGAGGAGAAGCAGAGAAGGGAGGAACUGGAGAAAGAAAGGCUGAGAGAAGAGGAGAGAAGGAGGGAAGAGAUCGAAAGGUUGAGACUGAAGAGAGAAGAGGAGAGACACAGAACGGAAGAAUUGGAGAGGGAACGAACGAAGGAACAGGAGAGAAGAAGGGAAGAGAUAGAAAAAUUGAGGCUAAGGAGGGAAGAAGAGGAGAGACUGAGAAGGGAGGAAUUGGAGAGGGAACGAAUGAAGGAACAGGAGAGAAGAGAAGAGAUAGAAAAAUUGAGGCUAAGGAGGGAAGAAGAGGAGAGACUGAGAAGAGAGGAAUUGGAGAGGGCUCGACUGCGGGAAGAGGAAAGGAGGAGAGAGGAGAAAGAAAGGUUGAGGCUGAAGAGGGAAGAAGAGGAAAGACACCGAAGAGAGGAAUUGGAGAGGGAAAAGCUUCGGGAAGAGGAGAGAAGGAGAGUGGAGAUUGAAAGAAUGAGAGUGAAAAAGUUGGAAGAGGAGAAGCAGAGAAGGGAGGAACUGGAGAAAGAAAGGCUGAGAGAAGAGGAGAGAAGGAGGGAAGAGAUCGAGAGGCUGAAGAGGGAAGAAGAGGAGAGACGGAGAAGGGAGGAAUUGGAGAGGGAAAGGCUAAGGGAGGAAGAGAAAAGGAGGGAGGAGAUCGAAAGAUUGAGAGUCAGCAUGGAAGAAGAGGAGAGGCUGAGAAGGGAGGAAUGGGAGAGGGAAAAACUCAGGGCGGAGGAGACGAGGAGGGAGGAGAUUGAACGAGCGAGACUGGCAAUGGCAGAAGAGGAGAGACGGAGACGGGUUGAAUUUGAGAGGGAAAGAAUGAAGGAAGAGGAGCAGAGGAGGGACGAGAUCGAGAGACUCAGGCUGAAGGUCGAACAAAACGAGAGGCAGAAACAGGAGGACCUGGAGAGGGAAAAACUGGAGAGGGAAAAACUGGAGGAAGAGGAGAGCAGGAGGGACGAAAUGGAAAGACUGCGGCUCAUGAUCAAAGAAGAGGAGCGACAGAGACGGGAGGAAAGGGAGCAGAGAAAACAGGAAUCCAGGGUGGCGCAAGCGCUCAAGGAGGAGGAGUCCAGGACCAGACGCAAGAUGGAGAUGAAAAUGCAACAACAAAAGGGGGGGUUGGAGAGACACAGGGGGGAGGCGCAAAGGGACUUCGGCGAAAAGACGGAGCCAAAUUUCAUCGGCUUUGACGCUAACGAUUUGCCUCAAACGCCGUACAAACCUUACGCGGAAACCGGCAUCGUUUACGACAACUUCUCGGUCAGCGAGCCCAAGCCUGUGGCGCCGGCGGAUGUCGGUCAUUUCGAUGACUUUUCGGUGAGGCCGACCCGAUGGGGGUCACAGAAAAAUGUGGAGGCAAUCACACGGGACGCAAGGGAAGACGCUCGGGUGGCUCCGGAUGGUGCCGCUCGAGAGAGAGUGCACAUGGAAGGGGCCUUUGGGGCCUUUGAGCCGAAAUCAACCUUCGUGCGCCCGGACGGCGAGGAGGACCACCGAGAGCAAGAGGAGGAGUCUCAAGAGCGGGAGCCGCAGAUCGAGUUGGCAAAAGGAGGCAAAUAUUACAAGUAUGAGGAUCCCGACAGCAGUUACCGUACACAUAGACAUGGUGAAGAAACGGAUGCUUUGAUCGACUUGGAGUCAGAGAGGCAGCAUGCAGCCUAUGAGUGGAGGUCUAAAACUGACAGGACUGCUUUUCAACCAAGUCCGAGGUCUUUGACUGAUCCAUUCGCUGAGGUCUCUGAUGAUCUUGAUGCAACUGAACUGGCGCAAUCUUGUUUCCCUGAGAUCUCCACCCCCCUCCUCAACACCAAGGCACAGAAAUCCAGGGCGGACUUGGGCAAGCAGCGCAUCCGAUCACGGCCAUCACGUUCCAGCCGUUCGCAACCAUCUACGAUAGAAACUCCGGACUGGAGGUCUUGUGACUCCACAGAUGGAGGGCAAAGGGAGUCUGACUCAGAGGAGGAACAGCCAAAACCAAGGUUCGCCCCUUCUCCUUCUGCCUCCCGAAAGGUCCCUGUGUUUCCUGGCGUCAGCCCAUUAACCCUCAUCGCUCAGAUGAAAAAGAGAGCAGAAGGGCGAGAGGAGACUGAAGACAACAAGGAAAGUCCAAAUGAUGAAGUGGUGCCACCUCCUUCCCCACUGCCCCGCCUUCCUCGCUCUGCUGCCCAGCUUGCCGGAGCCGCACGAGUACUUCCACCCAUAGGCGCCACAGAUGGAGGUGCGGUCUCUCCAGCUUGGCUGACAGAGCUGAAGUCUAAAAAGCGUAUCAGUCAACAUGAAGGGGAAUGGUAGCAGAGCUGCAGGUGGCAGGAACCACCGUGCUAAAGGGCAGAAUCCAUCCAUGUCAGAUGUUUGUGCUGAGAGACACCUCACCAAGGUGUAUAUUUGGCACUUGAGUGCCUUAUUUGUACAUUUGAGCCAGAUCUGAAAUAUGCAAAACGGAACGCAGGCCUUUUUGAAACGGAAUAUUUUCAGUCGUUGCAAACGAAUAGUCCCGGAAAUGAUUUGCCAAGGCUAUGUGACAUUUUAUAGUCAUGGCAAGUACAUGUUUGAACUAAUGCUGCAAAGUCAACCAGUGAUCGUCAACGGAAUGCAGAACAUGACAUCAAUUGCCAAUUUUUUUUCUAUUUUGUUCUUUGUUGCUGUCUGUUAUUGACCGUGGACUCAUGCCAUUCGGCCCGCCUCAGGAAAUCCAGAGUCACUCACAAGUUCUCAUCAAUGCAGAUCACCCCUUGUCUUUCGUUGAACAUAAUUUGAUCUUUCAUGGUAAACAUUUGCACUUUAAGAAAUGCGGUAAGAAAUAUGGUUAUGUACACCCUAUUUUUGCCUCUACACAUAAGUGAUCAGACAAUCAUUUUACUUAUAUUCAGAGUACAACAAAGUAAUCCAAACAUCUCAUGAUAACAUCAGCAAGCUGAAGAGGAAGGCUUUUAUGUUACCGCACCGUGUGAAUAUGUUUAUCGAAUUGAGAUUUUUUUUCUUUUUUUAUGUGCCUUUGUUUUCUAAUGAAAAAACAAUAACCAAACAAGUCAUUUAUUUACAUUUUGUUGCAAUUUAUUAAAAAGCUUUUCUAUGAAAUGUCAA